AUGUGGGACGAAACGUCGAGGAAGGCGCCGAUAACGUUUUUGGACUCGCACACGCCGUUGCCGGGGUGCAGAGGGUAUCGGGUGUGCUGGGCGAGCGCGAACGAUAUGCCGACGGGACAGAAGCGAGCGAUCGUGAUGUUUUACGUCGCGUCGACGCGGAAGUUUUAUUUCGAGGCGGAUAUCGCGAAAGGGGCGGUGAAGAAGGAGGACGUGGAUGAGGCGAUGUUUAAACCGACGGAGGAAAUUUUUGAGGCGCAACGAAGAAUUUUCAACGUCAACGAAACUUUUCGGGAGGUGUACACGAGCAUGUUGAAGGUUGAUAAGAAAAUGACGGCGGCGAUGAGCGCGGAUGAUGAUCUCGGCGCGCUCGGGUUGGAGUGGGAAAAGUUCGAGGAUACGAUGAUACGUCAAACCGAAGAAAUGAGUUCGCGACGAGACGACGUCGCCGACGGCCCAGAGAGCCCCAUGGAGACGUGGAGUAAAGGCCGCGGCGUCACCCCGCCCGAGCUGUACAUGCAGCUCGGGGUUAAUUACGACUUUCACGGCCCCGCAGGGGUGGUGAUGCAGGGCAUCAUCUCCACCGUAGGCGCGGCGCGAGGGAUGGACAUGAGCGGGGCAGACAAGUGGCGAAAGCAGAAUUGGGAAGACGCCGCGGACGAGCUGUGCAUCACGGUUGAGUCGACGCACGCUCCGCUGAACACCCUCGGCCGCGGUUGGAAGGUGUGCUGGAUCGAUGGUAACGGUGAAAGAGAUGCGCCGGCGGUGGUCGUUUGGAGUCCGGACGCCGGAGAGUACUUCAGCUUGGGCGCGGUGAAAAAGAAGGGCUCGUGCGCUGGGCAAUCCUUGGACGCCAUUUUGAAAGCCAUCUUAGGCGUGGCCCAGGCGCAACCGGUGCCGAUUGGAUUGAAAGAAGCGUUGACACGGGAUUUAGACUUCCGAGACCUCAUCGGUCGCUCACCGGCUGGGUCGAAAUCGACGACUGCGCCGGUAUCCGUCGACGUCUAUGACGAUUCGGAAGAAGGGACGGUGUAUGUCGAGGUCGACCAGGACGACGACGAGGAUAGUGACGACGAUGACGAAGAGGAGGUAGACAUCGACGUGGGCGGUGGGUUUGGCAACUCGAUGAUGUGGCAGAACACGAUGAUGAAAUCGGAAUUCGACGUAUCGACGUCAUCGUCGGACAAAUUCGUCCUCGACGAAAUGCUCAACCCGGAUCUCGAGCCUCAGUAUCCGUCGAGCUUGGACGAUCACAUUCCUGAUGGCGUAGGUGUGCCCCCGAUCUCGCGCUCCGCAGGGUACUUGUCUUUCGUGGAGGAUGAAUUCGAUGAUGAUGAUCUCAAGCGUGAACUCGGGAUCGAUCGAGACGAUAUGUACCGCGGACCGAAGGAUUUCCCAGACUUGUCCGUCACACCGACGCCGACGCCGACGGAUGGGCCGACGACGACGGUUAAUUUGCGAGAGGCGUUUCCGCAGGGCUUGCCGCGUCCCGCUGAGUCGUUCCAUGUUUUAGCGCUUGACAGGGUCGAUUUCCUCGUCUCCAAGACGAACGACGGUCGAUUGGAUCUGCGUGAAGUUUUUAGCGCCAGGCGCGACGGGUACGGUCGCUUUGUCGAAGAAGCGCAACGCGUCAAUACUUCGGCGUUCGUGUCGUUGCCUCCGGCAUAUUAUCAAGAGAUUGCUUGGACCGAACUCAAUGUGACAAACGAGGAAGAUUUCGACGGCGGGGACGUGAUUCCAUCCUUCAACACGACCGAGGAGCGAACGACAAAGAUUUACCUCAUCUUUGCACGCAACGCGCCGAGCGCGAACAGCGCGUUCGACCGCUCGCUCGACUUCACCAAGCCCGUCGUCAUGCUCACCAGCGCCGACGUCGGCAUGACCUCAGUCGCGGUUUCAGGCGCAACGUCAGAUCCAAACGCUUCGCUGGUGAUCAAGAAUGGUGAGCUUUACUGCCAAGAUCACUCGCAAGUCCCGACGUUUGAGAGCAUCAUCGCAGAGCACGAACGCGCCAAGCGCGCCGACGCCGUGAACGCCACGCAGGAAUUUUUAGCCGAGACCGACACCGACAUUGAGGCCCAAGCGUUCGAUGAGGAAGAAGACACUCCGGAGAUUGAUCAAAUCUAG
Molecule: messenger RNA, 2124 nt
Organism: Ostreococcus lucimarinus CCE9901
Lineage: Eukaryota; Viridiplantae; Chlorophyta; Mamiellophyceae; Mamiellales; Bathycoccaceae
Exons: 1
Coding region: 1-2124 (707 amino acids)
Source: RefSeq, a predicted model, not a curated record